GAAAUCAAAUUAUACAAAUAACGAUGGCAUCAUCAUUAUUGAAUUCUUCGAUUCGUUUGAUCAAUCAAAAUUCAUCGAUAUUGGCAAGAAUUACAGCAUCAGCAUCAUCUGCAACUACCACAUGCCAAACUGUUCGAAAUUUAUCCACACCAACAUUGGAUGCUGAUCUUAUUGUUAUUGGUGGUGGUCCCGGUGGUUAUGUUGCCGCUAUCAAAGCAUCACAAAUUGGUAUGAAAACCGUUUGUGUGGAAAAACGUGAAACACUUGGCGGUACAUGUUUAAAUGUUGGCUGUAUACCAUCGAAAGCAUUAUUACAUAAUUCACAUUAUUAUCAUAUGGCUCAUAAUGAAUUCAAAGAACGUGGAAUCGAAUUCGAUAAUGUACGGCUAAAUUUGGAUGUUUUAAUGGAACAGAAACGUGGUGCCGUCAAAGCAUUAACCGGUGGUAUUGCUCAACUAUUUAAAAAGAAUAAAGUUACACAUAUAGAAGGAUUUGGCCAGAUAACCGGUUCAAAUGAAGUUACAAUAACGAAAAACGAUAAUUCGACUGAAAUAGUUAAAGCAAAUAAUAUCUUAAUAGCUACCGGUUCUGAAGUGACACCUUUUCCCGGUAUUGAAAUCGAUGAGAAAACUAUCGUAUCAUCAACGGGUGCUCUUUCAUUGGAAAAAGUUCCAGAAAAGAUGGUUGUCAUUGGUGGCGGUGUAAUUGGAUUGGAAUUAGGAUCAGUUUGGUCACGAUUAGGUGCUGAUGUUACUGUUGUUGAAUUUCUUGGACAAAUUGGCGGCAUGGGUAUUGAUAUUGAAAUUGCCAAAAAAUUUCAACAAAUCCUAACAAAACAAGGAUUGAAAUUUAAAUUGAAUACAAAAGUUUUAUCGGCAAAUAAAGUAUCGGAUGAUCAAGUGGAAAUCCAAAUUGAAUCAGCUAAAGGUGGCAAAGCAGAAACAUUAACAUCAAAUGUUCUGUUGGUAUCAGUCGGUCGUAGACCUUAUACAGAAAAUCUUGGCCUAGAUAAAGUUGGUGUCGAAAAGGAUGAAAAAAAUCGAAUCAAAGUAAAUUCACGAUUCCAAACAAAUGUACCAAAUAUUUAUGCUAUUGGUGAUUGUGUACCGGGUCCAAUGUUGGCCCAUAAAGCCGAAGAUGAAGGCAUCGUUACCGUUGAAGGUAUUGCCGGUGGUCCAGUUCAUAUCGAUUAUAAUUGUGUACCAUCCGUUAUCUAUACAUUUCCAGAGGUUGCCUGGGUAGGCAAAACUGAAGAAGAAUUAAAAGCAAAUAAAGUUGAAUAUAAAGUUGGAAAAUUCCUUAUGUUAGCUAAUAGUCGUGCUAAAACUAAUAAUGAAACCGAUGGCCUUGUUAAAGUAUUGGCCGAUAAAAAAACCGAUCGCAUACUUGGUGUUCAUAUGAUUGCCAAUGUUGCCGGUGAACUAAUUAAUGAAGCUGUACUAGCAAUGGAAUAUGGUGCAUCAGCUGAAGAUGUUGCACGUGUUUGUCAUGCACAUCCAACAGUUUCGGAAGCACUUCGUGAAGCAAAUCUUGCCGCUUAUUUUGGAAAACCGAUCAACAUGUAAUACAGACAAACGAAUGAAUUUUGAACCCAUUCGAUUACACUACAACCACCACCACCAUUCAUCACCACCACCACCUACACAACGUUCAUACACAAAUGCUCUAUUAUAUUAAAUGAAAUAAUUAGUAAAGUUGUUAAAAAUUUUAA
This is a messenger RNA of Dermatophagoides farinae (American house dust mite), 1711 nucleotides long. RefSeq names its product dihydrolipoyl dehydrogenase, mitochondrial. The record is from RefSeq and is a predicted model, not a curated record. Gene Ontology annotation, cellular component: mitochondrion; oxoglutarate dehydrogenase complex. Lineage: Eukaryota; Metazoa; Arthropoda; Arachnida; Sarcoptiformes; Pyroglyphidae. Gene Ontology annotation, biological process: 2-oxoglutarate metabolic process; pyruvate metabolic process. Gene Ontology annotation, molecular function: flavin adenine dinucleotide binding; dihydrolipoyl dehydrogenase (NADH) activity.